This is a messenger RNA of Angiostrongylus costaricensis, 357 nucleotides long. NCBI's taxonomy places the organism in Eukaryota, Metazoa, Nematoda, Chromadorea, Rhabditida, Metastrongylidae. The record is from the annotation of a GenBank genome assembly.
AAUGGGUCUGCGUACAUGUAUUAUCAAAUACUCAUGUCCUUAACUUUUUCGAUCCAGGAGAUUGGCCUAAAAAUGGUUGCUGGGCAAACUGUUGGCACGGAUACGAUACAGUGUGCGAAUAGCAACGCAUACUGCUACAAUAUGACGGCGAGUGCUGCCGCCUUGAUCGACAUCGUCAAGGCGGGUUGCUCUUUGUGGAGGUGCAUGCUGGCGAGAGAUCGAUGUGUCUCUACUGUGUUUCAAAAAAUCCCAAUCAGCUUGUGCUGUUGCUCGACAGAUAGAUGCAACCUCGGGGAUAACAAAGGCCUCAGGUAUGAACGAAACUUACAUCACCAACGUUUUCCAGACCAUGUAUAG